Messenger RNA from Ochotona princeps (American pika), 2049 nucleotides. It is a transcript of the gene LOX, whose product is annotated as lysyl oxidase. Lineage: Eukaryota; Metazoa; Chordata; Mammalia; Lagomorpha; Ochotonidae. Gene Ontology annotation, biological process: peptidyl-lysine oxidation. The transcript is spliced from 7 exons. The record is from RefSeq and is a predicted model, not a curated record. The coding region runs from base 532 to 1776 and encodes 414 amino acids. Gene Ontology annotation, molecular function: protein-lysine 6-oxidase activity; copper ion binding.
CUGUCUGAGUCUUUUGAAAUUCCUGCAUGUUCGCCCCAGAUUAAACCGAGCGUCUCCGGCCGCGCGCUGCGUCCUGAACGCGCGCUGUGCAACGUGUCUGGGGGCGGCGGCCAGGCGGGCGGGCGGGCGGGCGGGGCGGCGGCCCGGAGCUGUCCGCCCCGCACGUUUCCAAUCGCAUUACGUGAACAAAUCGCCGAGGGCCGGCCGCGCCAGGACGGCUUGUGUAACUUUGCAAACGUGCCAGAAAGUUUAAAAUCUCCCCUUCUUCCUCCUCUGCAGACGCUGCCCGCACGCCGGGCCACUGUGCCGCUCCCCGCCUUCCAGAGCGACCCAGAGAGGCGAGAGCCACACGAGCCACGUCCCAGCAGCCACCCCAACUGGGGAAAGGGCCACGGCGGGGCUGAGGGACAGGCCUUGCGCCCCCCUCCCGCUCCCCUUCCUCACGUGACCUGAGCCUCAUUUUUUUGUUUGUUUUGUUUUUUCCAUUUUCUCCGAGCAGCGAGUGCUGGGGACAACCCCGUGCUGGGAGCGAUGCUCUGCGCCUGGACGGUGCUCCUGCUCGGGCCACUGCAGCUCUGCGCUUUGGUGCGCGGAGCCCCGCAGACUGCAGGCCAGCAGCGGCCCCCGCGUGAGCCGCAGCCACAGCCGCAGCCCGCUGCUCCGGGCACCUGGCGUCACAGGAUCCAAUGGGAGAACAACGGGCAGGUGUUCAGCCUGCUGAGCCAGGGCGCCCAGUACCAGCCGCAGCGUCGCCGCGACCCGGGCGCUGCCGCCCAGGGUGCCCAGCGCGCCGCCGGCCAGCAGCCCCGCACGCCAGUGCUGCUGCUGCGUGACAACCGCACGGCCGCGGCGGGGGCCACCGCCAGCCGCCCCCGGCCCGCCGCCCGCCACUGGUUCCAAGCCGGCUACUCGCCAUCUGGGGCCAGUGAUGCCAGCCCUUCGCGCACAGGCAACCGCACGGCACAGGGCGAGCUCCCGGCGCUCAGUAACCUGCGGCCGCCCAGCCACGUGGACCGUAUGAUGGGUGACGACCCGUACAACCCCUACAAGUACUCGGAUGACAACCCCUAUUACAACUACUACGACACCUACGAGAGGCCCCGGCCUGGCAGCAGGUACCGGCCCGGGUAUGGCACCGGCUACUUCCAGUACGGUCUCCCGGACCUGGUGCCGGACCCCUACUACAUCCAGGCGUCCACGUAUGUGCAGAAGAUGGCCAUGUACAACCUGCGCUGCGCUGCGGAGGAGAACUGCCUGGCCAGCUCAGCAUACAGGGCGGAUGUCAGAGACUACGAUCACAGGGUGCUGCUCAGAUUCCCCCAGAGAGUGAAAAACCAAGGCACUUCAGACUUCUUACCAAGCCGACCACGGUACUCCUGGGAAUGGCACAGUUGUCAUCAACACUACCACAGCAUGGACGAGUUCAGCCACUACGACCUGCUUGAUGCCAACACCCAGAGGAGAGUGGCUGAAGGGCACAAAGCGAGCUUCUGUCUGGAGGACACCUCCUGCGACUAUGGCUACCACCGACGAUUCGCGUGUACUGCCCACACACAGGGGCUGAGUCCCGGCUGCUACGACACCUACGCUGCAGACAUAGACUGCCAAUGGAUUGACAUUACAGACGUACAGCCUGGCAACUACAUUCUCAAGGUCAGCGUCAACCCCAGCUACCUGGUGCCGGAGUCAGACUACAGCAACAAUGUUGUUCGUUGUGACAUUCGCUACACAGGACAUCACGCGUAUGCCUCGGGCUGCACAAUUUCACCGUAUUAGGAAGCCAGCUCAAGCUCCCCAUGGAUCAAUCAGUGCCUGGUGUUCUGAAGUGGGAAGAACGUAGAGAAGCUUCAGUAGGAUUACAUAUUUUGAAAAAAGAGAACAGAAAACAAUAACAGAAUUUUUGUUGAGACUGUUCUGCAUCAAAAUACAUAACUGGAUUUUGAACAUCUACAUCAACAUUAUUUGGGAAACUCUUAAUACUUAUUAUUCACAGUAUUUCAUGAAAUAGCACAAUGUUUCAAUGCUGUAGUUGCAUCCCUGGCUUUUUCA